CAUGAUGAGACCCUCCCUGCCGCUUUGUACAACGAUGCCAACGUCUAGCGAUCCUUCAUCUCAAUCGUCAAUCCAUCCAAUCAGAAUCAGAAGUGCGAGUUUCAGUCGACACCUCAACCGAAGCCGCUUCCCCCCCUUCCACCACGAAUCUUGAACCUUGACAGUCAGCGGAGGCACCAACCUGCCCCCCCUCAUGUCCCACCACCACUACCCUCAUCAGCACAACAGCAGCUCAUCGCCCACCAGCAUCUCCACGCCAUCCACAGUCAUCGACAUGAGCACCUCUCUCUCCACCCCCACCAUUUCAUCCUCCCACAAGUACAGCGUGAUCCUGCCCACCUACAACGAGCGCAAAAACCUUCCCGUCAUCGUCUUUUUGCUCGCCAAGACGUUUUCUGCAGCGGCAUUGAGAUGGGAAGUGAUCAUUGUGGACGAUGGAUCGCCUGAUGGGACUUUGGAAGUGGCCAAACAGUUGCAGCGAGUGUAUGGAGAGGAGCAGAUUGUGCUCAGACCUCGAGCUGGUAAAUUGGGUUUGGGAACGGCUUAUGUUCACGGGCUCGAUUCUUGCACUGGCGAUUUCGUCAUCAUCAUGGAUGCGGAUUUCUCUCAUCAUCCCAAAUUCUUGCCCAACAUGAUUCGACUUCAAAAGGAGAGGGAUCUGGACAUUGUGCAAGGUACGAGAUACUCUGGACCGGCUACGGGUGCUGGAGUGUAUGGAUGGAACUUGAAGAGGAAAUUGGUCAGCAGGGGCGCCAACUUGCUCGCCACUUUUGUCUUGGGACCCAGAACGACGGAUGUGACUGGAAGCUUUAGGCUCUACAAGAGACCAGUCAUAGAGAGGCUCAUUAGGGAAGUGACGAGCAAAGGAUACGUUUUUCAAAUGGAGAUUCUGGUCAGGGCUAGAGCGGCAGGUUACUCCAUCGGCGAAGCGCCAAUCACCUUCGUCGAUCGCGUAUACGGAGAGAGCAAAUUGGGAGGAGACGAGAUUGUGCAGUAUGCAAGAGGUGUUUGGAACUUGUUCGUUAACAUCUGAGGAUACGCGAAGGGGGGGAUGGAGAGAUGCAAACGUCAGAUGCCCACCAUGGUGACUUGAGAGCGUGCAAGAUCGAAGCUGAGGCGAAGGCGACACGAUGCGGUUUGCGGGCCUGGUCUCAAUGCAUCGCAACAAGGAGCAAGUCACGGGCGCGAGUCCAAGGUCUGUCGGCUGAUUGCAUGGCAGGGAAAGCCUGCGGACAAAGCAGCAAAUCGCGACCUCGCGAGACAGCAUGUGCCUUUGAAGCGAUCCGCAUUGCACACUUCUCAAUACAUGAUGGUGCCUCUCUCUACCAGACGCGGCACUCGCCGAAGCGAAGCAUCGUCCUUGGCAACAGACCACAA
Messenger RNA from Ceraceosorus guamensis, 1377 nucleotides. Its product is annotated as nucleotide-diphospho-sugar transferase. Gene Ontology annotation, molecular function: dolichyl-phosphate beta-D-mannosyltransferase activity. The transcript has a single exon. Gene Ontology annotation, biological process: protein O-linked glycosylation via mannose; GPI anchor biosynthetic process. Bases 194 to 1033 code for a protein of 279 amino acids. Lineage: Eukaryota; Fungi; Basidiomycota; Exobasidiomycetes; Ceraceosorales; Ceraceosoraceae. The record is from RefSeq and is a predicted model, not a curated record. Gene Ontology annotation, cellular component: endoplasmic reticulum membrane.